AGUUUGACUUCCACAACCACCCCUUCAGCAUCUAUGACUGUAGCAACAACUUCAACAAAAAUAGACGAAUCAACUACAACUUUGUCUGAACCCACAACAGCAACUGAUGCAACCACAAUCUUGGCUUCCACAACCACACCUGUGACAUUGACAACUAUAGCACCAGUAUCAACAACUGAUACAGCAACAACAACUAUGCGUGACACAACAACAACUACUGAUGCAACAACAUCUUUUGAUUCCACAACCACCCCUCUAAUGUCAACCAGUGAAGCAUCAACUACAACUCUGUCUGACACAACUACAACUACCGAUGCAACAAGUUUGACUUCCACAACCACCCCUUCAGCAUCUACGACUGUAGCAACAACAUCAACAAAAAUAGACAAAUCAACCACAACUUUGUCAGAACCCACAACAGCAACUGAUGCAUCCACAAUCUUGGCUUCCACAACCACACCUCUGACAUCGACAACUAUAGCACCAGUAUCAACAACUGAAGCAGCAACCACAACUCUGUCUGGCACCACUACAACUACUGAUGCAACAACAUCUUUUGAUUCCACAACCAUCACUCUAAUGUCAACCACUGACACAUCAACUACAACUCUGUCUGACACAACUACAACUACUGAUGCAGCAACAUCUUUUGAUUCCACAAGCACCAUGCUAAUGUCAACCACUGAUGCAUCAACCACAACUCUAUCUGGCACCACUACAACUACUGAUACCACCCCUUCAGCAUCUACGACUGUAGCAACAACUUCAACAAAAAUAGACGAAUCAACUACAACUUUGUCUGAACCCACAACAGCAACUGAUGCAACCACAAUCUUGGCUUCCACAACCACACCUGUGACAUCGACAACUAUAGCACCAGUAUCAACAACUGAUGCAGCAACCACAACUCUUUCUGGCACCACUACAACUACUGAUGCAACAACAUCUUUUCAUUCCACAAGCACCCUACUAAUGUCAACAACUGAUGCAUCAACCACAACUCUGUCUAACACCACAACAACUACUGAUGCUACGACAACUUUUGAUUCCACAACCACCCCUCUAAUGUCAACCACUGAUGCAGGCACCACUACAACUACUGAUGCAACAACAUCUUUUGAUUCCACAAGCACCCCGCUAAUGUCAACAACUGAUACAUCCAGCGCCCCAACAUCCUCAACUACAGCAGCAGCGUCAACAACAACUGAUGCAGAAACACUUUUUAUUCCACAACCACCCAUUCUGUCUGACACCACAACAACUACUGAUGCUACAACAACUUUUGAUUCCACAACCACCCCUCUAAUGUCAACCACUGAUGCACCAACUACAACUCUCUCUGAGAGAACUACAACUACUGAUGCAACAAGUUUGACUUCCACAACCACC
This is a messenger RNA of Carassius gibelio (silver crucian carp), 1389 nucleotides long. Its product is annotated as mucin-5AC-like. The record is from RefSeq and is a predicted model, not a curated record. Lineage: Eukaryota; Metazoa; Chordata; Actinopteri; Cypriniformes; Cyprinidae. The annotation marks the transcript as partial. The transcript is spliced from 6 exons.